AUGGAAGGAGAAGGAAACCAAAGUUUUGCAGCCAGUCAAAUUGCAGUGUUCCAGACUUCUAAUGUGCCAGAAUUUAACCCAAGUGUAGAGGCGUGGAAUGUAUGGAAAGAGCGUCUGGACAUACAUUUUUGUGAAAUAAGCUGCACGGACGACAAUGUGAAAAAGUCGAUUUUAUUAAAAUCAAUUGGUGCCGUGGCUUAUAAAAUGUUGCAUAGUUUAUGCAGUCCAGUGUCCCCUGUGUCAAAAAAAUAUGAGGAGUUGUGCGAGAUAUUGGAUACGCAGUACACCCCACCUACGAUAGUGUUCAGCGAAAGAAAAAAGUUUCAUGUCUCAACAAAAAGUGAUAGUGAAACGGUUGCUGAGUGGUAUGCCAGAGUUAAGACAUUGGCGCUUAAUUGUAAAUUUGGUGCAAACUUGGAUGCUUUUGUUUUAAAUCAGUUUGUGAUGGGCUUGCCACAUUUCAUCUUCGAACGACUGUGUGAAGAGGACGAAAGUCUAACGGUGCAAGUGGCGUUGAAAAAAGCGAUGAUCAUGGAGACGAAAAGCAUAGCAAAAGAGGCAGAGAGGGAGCAAAGUUCUGUGAACUUGGUGCAAAAGCAAAGACUCUCCAACAAGUAUAACGGCAGUGGCGGUGGUGGCAGAGGUUAUGGCAGCAGCGGUAACAGAGGCAGUAACAGCAACAGAGGCAGUGGUAACAGCAGUAACAGAGGCAAUGGUUAUAACAACAACAGAGGCAAUGGCUAUGAAAAUAACAGAAGCGGCGGUCGCGAUAACAGAAUGGAAGUUGAAAAAAAGGCAGCUUGUUCUCAUUGCGGUUGGCGCAACCACAGCUCUCAAGCUUGUAAAUACAAGGAGAGCAAAUGUCAUUCUGUGGCUGAGCGCAAAUCUAGUGAUGUGUAUUCUCUUCAGGUUGUAAUUGAUGGAGUUGAGCUUAAUGCUGUGUGUGAUACGGGUGCUCCGUGUACGUUGAUGCCUGCUUGUUUUUAUAAGGAGAACAACAUUAAGAAAACACUUCGCCCAUGCAAUAUACCAUAUGUAGACUACAAUGGUGACAAGUUGAAGCUGGUAGGCGAAUACGAUGCGUCGGUGACUUUUCAAGGUAAAAGUAAAUCAGUUGUUGUUGUUGUUGUAAAUUCAUCAAAUCCACCCCUGCUUGGUCGUUCGUUUUUACGAUCGUUUAAUUUUGAGCUGUUGCAAGUUAACAAUAUUGGUUCAAUGGAUUCUAAUGCAACGAUUAUUGAACAAAUUAAAAAUGAAUUUUCUGAGGUUUUUCAAGACAAGUUGGGAGAAUACAAUGUGAGCAAAAUUUCUUUAAAAAUUGCUGAGGAUGCAGCUCCUGUUUUUUGUAAACCAAGACCUUUACCAUUGGCAUGGAAAGGCAAGAUAGAGAAGAAGUUAAGAGACUUAAUAAGUUCUGGUGUUUUGGAGCCGGUUGAUAAUUCCGAUUGGGGAACUCCUUUAGUUCCAAUUUUAAAGCCAAACGGCGAUUUGAGGAUAUGCGGUGACUACAAGGUCACAUUAAACAAAUUUUUAUUGGAUUUUAAAUAUCCCUUACCCAGAAUCGAUGAGAUUUUCGCAUCGUUGGAGGGUGGUGAAGUUUUCACGAAGCUUGAUUUAUCCAAUGCUUACAAUCAGCUUGUUUUGGAUGAAGAGUCUCAAUUUUUAUGCGCAUGGAGUACGCAUAUUGGUACUUUGAAGGUGAAGAGACUACCAUUUGGUGUCAAAACGGCUGCGGCCAUUUUUCAAAAAACAAUGGAAAAUCUUUUAAGAGAUAUUCCCUAUGUUGUUGUUUACCAGGAUGACAUAACCAUCACUGGCAAAAAUAUGCAAGAGCAUAUCAGGACUUUGAAGCGUGUACUUCAAAAACUACAGUCUUCAGGAUUGAAGCUCAAUUUAAACAAAUCAGUAUUUUUUCAAUCUGAAAUUUCCUAUUUGGGAUUUAACAUCGACAAACAUGGAUUAAGAAAGAACAAUGACCGGAUUUCAUCAAUAAUCUCGUGUCCUAUUCCAAAGAAUAUUUCUGAAUUACGAGCUUUUGUGGGCAUGGCAAAUUAUUAUUCGAAAUUUAUUAAUGAUUUUGCAAAAAUCAUGUCUCCACUAUAUAAUUUAUUAAGCAAAGAUGUAGCCUUCGAUUGGUCAGACAAAUGUCAUAAGUCGUUUGAGGAUAUAAAGAAGUCUGUUACUUCAGACCAAAUCUUGGUUCAUUUUAAUCCUGACUUGCCAAUCAUAUUAACUACUGAUGCUUCAAAUAAUGCGGUAGCUGGAAUUUUAUCACACAGGUUUUCUGAAACAACAAAACCGAUAGCAUUUGUAUCCCGAGCUUUGACGAAAAGCGAGAAGAAUUACAGCACUCUUGAGAAAGAAGCCCUAGCCAUUGUGUUUAGUGUUACUAAACUAAGGCAAUAUUUGCUUGGAAAUAAAUUCAUUUUAAGAACGGAUCAUCGCCCAUUAUUGGCCAUUUUUGGUAGCGACAAGGGUUUGCCUGUCAUGGCUUCAGCAAGAAUGCAACGAUGGGCAUUAAUUCUUUCUGGAUUUAAUUAUACCAUAGAAUAUGUGAAAGGAAUUAAGAAUGAAGCAGAUAGCAUUUCAAGGAUGCCUCAAAAAGAAUUUCAAUCUGAUAAUGUUGAAAAUUCUUACAUAAAUUUUAUUGAAGCCAAUGAAGCAGGUUUUAAAAUCGAUUUUAAAGAUAUUUCUCGUGAAACGAGACGAGACCCGAUUUUGUCAAGAGUUGUGGACUGUAUCUCCAACGGCACACUCAAUAAUAUUGCUGGUGCCAAUUUCACACCAUUUCGGGAAAAGUAUACCCAACUAACCGUUGAAUAUGGUUGUAUUUUAUGGGGUUAUCGAACAAUAAUACCUGAUAAAUUAAAAGAAAAAGUUCUAAAUGAACUUCAUCGUUCUCAUUUGGGGAUUGUCAAAACCAAAGCCCUUGCAAGGUCAUACAUAUGGUGGCCAGGCCUUGACAAAGACAUUGAGAACUUAAUUAAGAACUGUCUACCGUGCCAAAAACUACAAUCCAGUCCUGAGAAAAGCAGUUUAAUACCAUGGGUGCCAAAUGAUUCGGUAUGGAGCCGAAUACAUAUUGAUUUUGCUGGUCCGAUAAGAAAUUUUUACUUUUUAAUCGUCAUCGAUUCAUUUUCAAAAUUUGUUGAAGUUUUCAAGACUAAAGAUAUGACGACAGCAUUCACCGUCUCAAGGUUAAGAGAACUGUUUUCACGUUAUGGUAUUGUCGACACACUUGUAAGUGACAAUGGCACACAAUUCACUUCACAUGAUUUUGAAACUUUUUUGUCCUUGAAUGGAAUUAAACACAUCUUAACUGCACCUGGACAUCCAUCAACUAAUGGCCAAGCUGAGAACUUCGUUAAAACGUUUAAAAAAUCCAUAUAUGCUAACUUGGAGCAAAAUAAAGAUGCCAAUUUAGACCAAAUUUUAUACCGAUUUUUAAUGGACUAUCGCAACAUGACCCAUUGUAGCACUGGUGAAUGUCCAGCAAAGAUUUUCUUUGGCAGAAAACUAAAAACCCGGUUUAGUCUUUUUAAACCACCAACGACUACGGAAAAGAUAAUAAAUGCACAAGAAAACAACGUUCGAAACCACAAAGGUAAUCGAAAUAUUCAAUUUACAGAAGGUCAGAAGGUAAUGGUACGUGAUUACCGUAAUCCUAACAAAUCCAGUUGGGCACAAGCAAAGAUAAAACAACAACUUGGACCUCAAUCGUAUUCGUGCAUUUUAUCACACAACAACUAUAUCAUUAAACGCCAUCUAGAUCAGAUAAGAGGUCAACAACAAAAACAACAACAAAUCGUCGAUUUGCAAGCACCUACAACAAAUACCUUGUCUUCAGAUGGUCCACAGCAGAUGCAAACGACUGAAGAUAUUUCACACACUAGAAGAGAACUCAGACCACGAGAGGGAGGAAGAGUAGUAAGAAAACCGGAUUCAGUCGUCAGUCUCUUUAAUGGGGAAGACACUGAUAAAUCAGAGGGACGCACAGUUCGUCCUCAGCCUUUAAGUAAAGGUGGUGUUGCUGGCUCGGAUUUAGACAACGACUGUGUCAAUGAAACAGUCAUCGCAGCCGAAUCGAAAGAUGAGUGCAUCGAAGUAUGUACCGAGCGAUACUCGAGCGCUCUACCUCCCAUUACGACUGUUAUGAUGAAUAGUAAAUAUGUGUGUACAACAGUUGGCAUUUGCAUGGGCGUAUGGGAUAAAGAUUGCAUUGAAUUUUAA
Messenger RNA from Stomoxys calcitrans (stable fly), 4230 nucleotides. RefSeq lists its product as uncharacterized. NCBI's taxonomy places the organism in Eukaryota, Metazoa, Arthropoda, Insecta, Diptera, Muscidae. Gene Ontology annotation, biological process: DNA integration. The transcript has 4 exons. Bases 1 to 4230 code for a protein of 1409 amino acids. Gene Ontology annotation, molecular function: nucleic acid binding. The record is from RefSeq and is a predicted model, not a curated record.